AUGGCGGAUGAACAAGAAAAAAAACAAGUAUUGCAAUAUUUGCUUUACAAGCCUUUGAUAUCUAGUAAAGAACUGGAGAAAAUUUAUGCCACUGUUUUUAAAAACCAAGCACGAGGAAAUGAAAUCAGAGAUCUUAUAAAAUCCUUGAAUGAUUUGCUCAAGCCUGCCCAGCUUGCUGUCAAAUCAAGGUUGUGCGAAGACAAUAAUGAUGAAUAUUUUGCUCUGAUCAGUUUGAUUGAAAGUGAAGCAGCCAAGCAGACGUCAGAAUUUUCUGCUGCUGAGUUGGACCUAUUCAAGUGGAUCAUGAAAGAAAUCAUUUCAUCGGAAACUGGCUCAGUUUCUUCCACAGACUGUAUUAAUCACAGCGCAGACAUUCCAAAACUUAGCAAAACAGAUGCUCAAAAAACUUUGGAUAAGUUCUUUGCUGCACAGUGGUUAAAGGAGAGAGAGGGAGAAGUAUCAUUUACAGUUAGAACGUUGUUGGAGAUGGAGCCCGUGUUGAAAAAACUAGGCGACGAUCUCGGAGACUGCGUUAUCUGCAACAAACUUGCUGUUAAGAAAUUUGUUUGCCCGGAGACGUCGUGUGGUGCGAAAUUUCAUCGCUAUUGCAUUUCAAAGCUGAAAUUAAAAUGCCCAAAUUGUAACCGAGUAUUGUCCGGUUUGGAUGAUGAAAAUAAUCUCUCCCAGACUUUUGCUUCACAAACCCUAUCGCAAACGCCAUCCGCAUCGUCCAGCGAAGAGCCACGCCGUAGGAGAAGUGGUGUUAGACGAGGAAGAAGUGCUGUGGAGUCUGACAGCGAUUAG
Daphnia pulicaria is the source of this 804-nucleotide messenger RNA. Its product is annotated as non-structural maintenance of chromosomes element 1 homolog. Lineage: Eukaryota; Metazoa; Arthropoda; Branchiopoda; Diplostraca; Daphniidae. Bases 1 to 804 code for a protein of 267 amino acids. The record is from RefSeq and is a predicted model, not a curated record. Gene Ontology annotation, molecular function: ubiquitin-protein transferase activity. The transcript has 5 exons. Gene Ontology annotation, biological process: DNA damage tolerance; double-strand break repair via homologous recombination. Gene Ontology annotation, cellular component: Smc5-Smc6 complex; nucleus.